Molecule: messenger RNA, 3216 nt
Organism: Tachyglossus aculeatus (Australian echidna)
Lineage: Eukaryota; Metazoa; Chordata; Mammalia; Monotremata; Tachyglossidae
Gene: RAI2
Product: retinoic acid induced 2
Exons: 6
Coding region: 1218-2777 (519 amino acids)
Biological process (GO): animal organ development
Cellular component (GO): nucleus
Source: RefSeq, a predicted model, not a curated record
CCGGGAUUAGAACCCACGACCUUUGACUCCCAAGCUCGUGCUCUUUCCACCAUGCCAAGCUGCUGAUCCCACUGACAUUACAGAUUGCACCACGGACAGGGUGGCUUGCUUGUUGUCCCCAUGGCCUUGAGCCCCAAAGCUGGGAGAAAACAGCAAUAGCAGACCAGAACAAGGAGUCAAGAAGAAAAAAAGAAGAAUGGUUUUUGCUAAGCACUUAAUUAGUGCCAAGCCCUGUUAUAAGCACUGAGCCCUGUUCUGAGCACGGAGACAGGCAAUGGGACAGAUUGGGGAGGAUCCAAGGGGCACUCCUUUGACUUUCUCCUGCUAUCCAUCAAUCAGUGGUACUUACUGAGCACUUACUAUGUGCAGGCACCAUACUAAACAUUUGCCACCACUGUCAUUUCGAUCUGAGGGGAAAAUCAUCUGCGUAAUAUGUCUUUGAGCAUGGGUGUGACUCUUAUCAGUGUCUCUAUAUGUCACUCUCUUUUCCAUCUUCUUCUCUGCCCCCUAGUAUUGGACCACGGCCCCCACUAAAAGCCUCACCCCGUAACUCUGGACUAAGAAGGAAAUCGUAGAGAUCAUCCACCCUACAGCAGGGGACUGCACUCUCUGACUCUGAAGCCAUAGCUGGCUCUUCCUUCUUGGAGCCAAAUAUGGCUCCGAAGGCCGGGGAGGAGCGGACUCAAAGCAACUGCAACUGUUCAAUUCACAACGAGGGAAAGACGGCAUUCCAAUCAAUACUAAUGCCGCCAGCCAAAUGACACAGCCAAGCGGCUCCUUUUUUGCCGGCUCAUCCUUUGUGAGCGGGAGGAAGCGGAUCCGGCGGUGGAACCAUCUUUCUCCCAUUAUUCAGCGUUCGUUGGCCUUCAAUUAGUAUGCACAGAGUGAAGAGACCUGUGCUGAGCGACAUUCCGGGAAGAUGAUGGGCGCAGCAGUGUGCACUAUGGACUGAAGCCAGAGAGGCUGAAGGCCGAACGGUUCAUUGGGGCAGACGCGUGUACGAGUCGGCACUGGCAGACGGUGUGAGAUUUCAUGACGGAGGAGAGCCCCUCUCCUCCGAAGAAAGACGAUCAGGUAACAGUAUUGGAGACUGCUCUGAUUUAAAUGAAACCAUCGGUUCAACCUCAAGGCCGAGUUAUGCGGGGGCGGAGGCGCCCGGCGGCCCCGGGAGCGCUUGGAAGCUGGUGAGGGCGAUGGGCGGCGCCUGAGGGGGGAAGAUGGAGGAGCUGUAUAAGGACCCCCAGUCCCUCCCCCUGGACGUGGCCGGCUCCCCGCCGGCCCUGGGCGGCAGCAAGCUGGAGAACGGCGUGGCCCAGCUGAUCACGGCCGAGGCGUGGAACAUUAACUCGGCCGACCUGAUGAAGAAGGCCCUCUCGCCGCUGGUGAGCGGGCCGGCCCCGCCCAUGCUGCCGCCGCCGCCGGCCGAGGCCCCCGGCGGGGUGGCCCUCAAGGUGGCCGCGGCGGCGGUGCUGCAGCCCAUCUGCCUGGGGGACAGCCCGGUGGUCCUACCCAUCCACCUGCAAGUGGCGGGGGGCAGCGCGGCCCCCCAGCUGGGCCCCCCCGGGGCCACGCCCUACGUCAUGACCACGCAGGGCCCCGUGCCCCUGCCCGUGCUCCUGGAGCAGCACGUGUUCCAGCACCUCAACUCGCCGCUGGUGCUGCCCCAGGGGGGCCCCUGCGCCGCCAGCCCCCUGGCCGGCGGCCAGGCCCCGCUCCUGGACCAGAAGCCGCCGGGCCCGGCGGCCCCGGAGCCCGGGGGCCUGCCGCCCGCCUUCCAGGGCCCGGCCUUCGCCGCCGUCCUCCAAGACCUGUUCCCCGCGCCGGGGUCCCUGGGGGCGGCCCCGCCCGACUACGGGGCGCCGGCCCCGCCCCAGCCCUUCGCUUCCCCGCUGUCGCCGCUGGUGCCGCCGGCCACCCUCCUGGUGCCCUACCCCGUCAUAGUGCCCCUGCCCGUGCCGGUGCCCGUGCCGGUGCCCGUGCCCAUCCCCGUGCCCCACUGCGGCGGCGGCGGCGGCGGCGGCGGCGGCGGCGAGCCCAAGCUGAGCCCCGACUUCCCCGGGCCCCCGGCGUCCUUCGGGCCCUACUCCUGCAAGGGGACGCAGACCCCGCUGGAGAAGGAAGAACUGAAGCCCUUCGCCCUGCUCCCGCGGAGGGAGCUGGCCCAGCUCAGCCGCCACACGGUCAUCAAGAUGAGCCCCGAGAACGAGGCGCUGGACCUGUCCGUCAAGUCCGGGACCCCCGCGGCGGUCCAGAGCCGGGGGGCCGCGCCCGAGGACGGCGCCCUGGACCUGUCCCUCGCUUCCUGCAGGAAGGCGGGAGGCCGCCCCGGGGGCGGCCCGGCCCCGCCGAAGCCGCCCCCCGAGGCCCCGGGCCGGGCGGACGGCGGCCCCGACCUCCCGUGGCACCGGCCCAAGUGGCCCGGCGACCCGGCCGGCGAGCCCAAGGCCGGCUGCGACCCGGACGGCGGGAAUACCUCCUCCCAGGCGGCCAAAGUCAUCGUCUCCGUCAAGGACGCCGUGCCCGCCGUCUUCUGCGGCAAGGUCAAGGGCCUCUCGGGGGUGUCCACCAAAAACUUUUCCUUCAAGAGGGACCUGCCCCCGGACUCCGCCCUGCCGUGCUACGACGUCAAGGGCCAGGCCGAGGCGCGGGAGGCUGUGGAGCCCCUUAGGAAACCUAUGAAAAACCGCAGCGUCAAGUUAAAGAAAAUGAACUCCCAGGAAAUACAUAUUCUUCCCAUCAAAAAGCAACGGCUGGCUGCCUUUUUUCCAAGGAAGUAAAUUAUGGCUUUUUAAAGAUUUUCAGAUUAUAAUAUUAUGAAAAGAGAGACAGAGAGAGAGAGAGAGAGAGAGAAUGAGAGAGAGAGAGAGAUGUACUUGGUUAAAAAAUGCAUUUAAAAUGGAAAACUAUCUUUGUAAGUUAUUUUUGGGGGGGAAUGGGGAGGCGGGGAGGGGGAGGAGGAACAGAUGUAGCGAUUCCCUCGAAGCUGGUUUCGUUCUGUUUUGUUGUUUUUUUGUUUUUUAUUUGGGACUUUUCACCAGAGUAAAUAAAAGCAACCUAUUUUUCAAGCGGAUUGCACAUUUUUGCAGCUUUAAAGGAGUAACGGAUGAGUCAGAGGGGUAAAAGCUAUUUUCACUGCCAUAAAGUGCUUUGAUGAUGUAAUUCCUAAAUAAGGGGUAGAAUGGCUAUUUCAAAAUAAAUGUUUGUAUGUGCUAACUG